This is a messenger RNA of Heterocephalus glaber (naked mole-rat), 1458 nucleotides long. RefSeq names its product hyaluronidase Ccc Hy-4-like. Gene Ontology annotation, biological process: carbohydrate metabolic process; hyaluronan catabolic process. Gene Ontology annotation, molecular function: hyalurononglucosaminidase activity. Lineage: Eukaryota; Metazoa; Chordata; Mammalia; Rodentia; Bathyergidae. Gene Ontology annotation, cellular component: cytoplasmic vesicle. The record is from RefSeq and is a predicted model, not a curated record.
AUGUGUGGCCCAUGGGUAGCAUGGUUAGAAGUGCUGCUGCUCUUUGUCACAGUCACUCAGUCAGUCCUCAAGCCAGCAGUGCCUCUGAUAAUCAAGAACCAGCCUUUCCACAUUUUCUGGGCUGCCCCGACAAUGUACUGUAAGAAAUCCUUCAAAGUAGACAUGAAUCUUCAAGUAUUUAACAUUAUGACAAAUCCUUUAGAGACUCAGAGUGGAUCAUCGAUUGGCAUCUUUUAUCCAAAUGAAUUGGACUAUUACCCUUAUUUCUCUCAAGAUGGAAAAGCAUUCAAUGGUGGAAUACCACAGAGUAUAAACCUUUCUGCUCACCUUAGGAAAACUACUGCUGAUAUUGCAAGAACUCUCCCUUGGUGGCAAUCGGAAGGACUUGUUAUUGCCUGGGAAAGUUGGAAACUCCAAUGGGUUAGAAACUGGGGGAGCAGAAUAAUAUAUAAAAACCACUCCUUAGUCUCCACAAGAUACCACCAUCCUGACUGGUCAGAAACAAAACUGAAAACAGUUCCCCAACUCGAAUUUGAAAAUGCUGGAAGGAAUUUCAUGAAUGUCACUCUCACUCUGGCUUUAGAAAUGAGACCAAAAUACUUAUGGGGCUUUUAUCUCUAUCCAGAUUGCUAUAAUUAUGAUUACAGAAUAAAUCAGGUGUUUUACACAGGUAAUUGCCUAAAUGAAGACGUUUUCCUCAAUGAUCAACUCUUAUGGCUGUGGAAAAAAAGCACAGCACUUUAUCUUUCAAUAUAUUUGGAAAAAAUAUUGAAGUCGAGUUUAAAUGCAUUGAAAUUUGUUCAUUAUCAAGUUCGAGAAGCCAUGAGAAUUGCUGAAAUGGCUAGACCUGACUAUGUUUUACCAGUUUUUGUUUUUUCCAGGCCAUUUUAUUUGAAUAGUGUUGAAACUUUGUCAGAGGAGGACUUAGUACAUACAAUUGAUGAAAGUGCUGCAUUAGGGGCAGCAGGAAUAAUAUUGUGGGGAGGAUAUGAAUAUACUUCAUCAAAGGAAACUUGCUUAUCUGUGCAACAAUCUGUUCCAGGAAUAUUGGGUCCCUAUGUCAUGAAUGUGACAUCUGCAGCCCAGCUCUGUAGUCAAAGUCUAUGUAGCGACCAUGGAAGAUGUGUUCGAAAAACACCUUCAUCCUCCUUUUAUUUGCAUGUGCCUGAAAGCAGCAGUAAAAAAUAUAUCUCAAACAAGAGCAUAAGGUUUGUCAUUUCUAAAAAAAGUAAACUGAAGACAAUAAAAGGCAUGAAGGAUGGAUUCAUGUGUCACUGCUAUUAUGGCUGACACAGAGAGUCUUGUCACCAUUACUCAUCAGAUCUCCUGAGUUGGAACAACAAGACUCCUAUUGCUAACUUUAAUUUAUCAGUUUUUCUUGACAUUAUCAUAUCUGUGAUUCUGCUGAAUUAUUUUUUUACUCCAUACUACAAGGUCAAUUUUUCCUUGAAAUACUGA